This is a messenger RNA of Microbotryum saponariae, 2307 nucleotides long. NCBI's taxonomy places the organism in Eukaryota, Fungi, Basidiomycota, Microbotryomycetes, Microbotryales, Microbotryaceae. The record is from the annotation of a GenBank genome assembly.
AUGCGGUCGCCUCGUUCUCGCUCGCAACAUCAGUGUCUCCUACAUUGCGUGGUCAUCUCCGGUGAGUGGCUACGAGCGAUUUCACUCGCCUUGAUUCCUAAGGAGUCUCCAUCCUGACCACUUGCGCUGAAACACGUUCGCUCGAUCGCCUUGACAAACUCCUUCGCAGCUCCGACACACUGGCAGCUUGUCACUGCUCCGCUCCUGACUCGAUCUCCACGCAGCAUCACUCGCGAUGGCGCCGCUCACAAUCGUCAUCAAGCUGGGCAAGUACAUCCAAGACGCUUCAUGACCCCAUAACCUACACCCAUAACCUACACCCUCAAACUAAAACCCCUGAUCUCACCUCUCCCUCAGGAUCGUCCUCGAUCCUGCACCCCGAACGACCCCACUUCCCCCAAGUCUCGACCCUCUCCGCGGUCGUCGAAACGUGCGUCAAGCUGCGUUCGCUCGGUCACCGCGUCGUGAUCGUCUCCUCCGGCGCCAUAGGUAUGGGCCUGCAUCGCAUGCAGUUACCCGCCUUGGGCCCGGGGAAGAAACGAGCGAUAGGGGAGAAACAGGCCCUCGCGGCGAUAGGGCAGGGGAGGUUGAUCGCCUUGUGGGAUCAGUUGUUUGGUAUGCUGCAGCAACCGAUUGCGCAGAUCUUGAUUACGAGGAAUGAUAUUGCCGAUGUGGGUGGCAACCGCAGGGAGGAGCUCUGAUUAUUUUCGCGGAAAAGCUCUAACGUUCAGGAACUGACACCCUCAUAGAGAUCCCGUUACCUGAACGCGACGACGACGCUCUCGACCUUGUUGCACCUCGGUGUGAUCCCCAUUAUCAACGAAAACGACACCAUAUCCGUUUCCGAGAUCCUACACAUCAACAAAUUCGGCGACAACGAUACCCUUUCCGCUGUCGCGGCGGGGAUGUGUGGUGCCGAUUAUUUGUUCCUUUUGACCGAUGUCGACGGUUUGUACGAGGAUAAUCCGAGGAAAGUACCGGGCGCUAGUAGGGUCAAGAUUUGUAGGGAUAUCGAAGUGGUGAGAAAGAUGGGUCAGUUCAGCGAGAGACCGAUCCGAAUUGUUGUCCCUGUCGAAAAAGACUGACGAUUGUCGUUGCGCCAACAAAAAAAAGUUUCGACGGCCACGCUAGGAUCUUCUUUAGGAACGGGCGGCAUGGAAACCAAAUUGAUCGCAGCCGAACUAGCCAACGGGGCGGGAUGCGCCACCGUCAUCACCCUCGGUUCAGCCCCGCAUCGAAUUGUCGAGAUCGUACAAAACCAUCAUCAGCACCAUCCUUCGUCUCCACCUAAGGCCCCAUCUUCAACGACGAAUUUAGCCUCCGCCACUCCCGACCUAGCUACAACCCACCCUUCCGAAUUUUCCAACACAUCACGCACCCAUUCACACCCCAAUCUAGCAAGCGAAUUACCUCCUCCCUCUUCAACCGAUACGGACCCUCUCCCAGCCGUCGAAUUCGCCCUCGCGAUCGACCCACUUCCUUACACCCUCUUCACGCCCCGUCCACGACCCCUCACUUCCCGUCGCUUCUGGAUCCUGCAUGGUCUCACACCGAGGGGAACGGUCUACGUCGACGAAGGGGCCUAUCGCGUCAUUUCCCGAGGCGAAAGGGAUGGAGGCGGCGGUGGGAAUGGAGGGAGGUUAUUGGCGGCUGGGGUCGUGAGGGUCGAGGGGGUCUUCGCGGCCGGUCAGGCGGUAAGGGUUUGUGUGAUCAAGGGGAGGAAGAAGAAGAAGAAGAGUACUUCUUCUACCUUUGUACGGGAGGGUGUAGAGGUGAAGAAGGAAGGGGUGAAUUCCUUUGCACGAAGGGAGUUGGAGGCUUCGACGAAUCAAUCGAUUCAAAGUCGACCCGUCUCACCCGACCAUUUCGCCGAAAGGGGACGCACGACCGAAUCGCGUUGCGAGACUUUCACCCCGGGUAGUGCAAGUGCAAGUCAGAGUCGUCAUGCUUCCGUAUCGGCGAGUCGGAGAGGCGUCUCGGUGAAUAGGAGUAGAGGGGAGGAAGGGGGUUCGACAAGUACGGUGGGGGGGAGCGGGGCAGGUUCGAGUUCGGGUUUGGAUUUGGGUUCGGAAGAAGGGGAAGAAGUGGUUGAGUUUGGGAGGGGUUUGACGAAUUACAAUUCGGCGGAGAUUGAUCGGGUUAAAGGGUUGAGGUCGUGAGUUUUUACCAGGGCGGUUCGUAAGUAACCCUCGCCGAUCUGAAUGCUUUUUUCUCAGCUCGGACAUUGAGAAGAUCCUAGGCUAUUCCGAAGCGGAGCACGUCGUCGAAUCGAUCGUCGAAGUGAGGAACGAGGCCACGCGUGCGUAG